Messenger RNA from Anopheles coustani, 2211 nucleotides. RefSeq names its product inactive histone-lysine N-methyltransferase 2E-like. Gene Ontology annotation, molecular function: serine-type endopeptidase inhibitor activity; protein binding. The transcript has 4 exons. Bases 1 to 2211 code for a protein of 736 amino acids. The record is from RefSeq and is a predicted model, not a curated record. NCBI's taxonomy places the organism in Eukaryota, Metazoa, Arthropoda, Insecta, Diptera, Culicidae.
AUGAAGUCAUUUUGGGUUUUCCUACUGCUAGCAGCCGUGUCAGUGGUUCUGGCGGAAGAGAGGCAGAAGCCGAAGGUGGUUCACUCCGCGCCGGCGGCUUCAGUUGGGCCGCUGGGCGACAGUGUGGCCAGCCCGACGACCGUGACCGAGUACAAGAAGACCAUCAUCCGGAAGCCGAAGCGCUCGAACGGGGAAAUUCCGCUGCUCAUCAUCCGGCCGGUGGAGAAGCGGCGCAAGGUGUACUUCAAGGAGCCGACGGUGAAAAUUGCGUCCGGCGGUGUGGCCACGUAUGGCACGUAUCCUGAACUACAUACGAGUGACGGGGAGAUGUUCACCCUCGAGCACAUGCUGCCCAUCCUCAGCCUGGAGGGUAUGCUGAAGGGUUUCCCCAAGCACGGUGCCCCGGUCAGCCACAACCACUUCGUGCCGUCGCCGCAGUUCAAGCCCUCCGACAUCCAUCAUCUGCUGGCGCCACAGAAAACGAAGGAAGAGUACCACCACCAGCUGGCGUUUGGGAACGACAAGACGCCCUCCGCGCUGAAGCCCAGCCAGCUGCUGUCCGUCUCGCACAAGCCGUCGGAAGCGAUCCCGGCCCAGGCGCUCCCAUCGCCGCCCCCGCCCAACUACGUACCGGCCGUAAAUUCCGAAGUCCAACUACUGAAACUUGGUCAACCACAACCUUCCUUCUCAUCCCUGGUUUCACCGCAGGACAAGCCGGCCUUCGUCAAGCCGGAGCAGCUGCCGGCGAGCUUCAACUUCAAGGUGCAGCAGCAGGAGGAGGUCAGCCACUACAAGGUGAACGCGAUCCCACUGUCGAAGCCAUCGCCGGGCGACCAUCACCAUCACCACUACCAGGCUCACCAUCAUUUCCCGUCCGGUGGAGCAACCAGCUACGUCGGCAGUCAGGCCGAGGCGUCCAAGUUCAGCAAACCGCAAGCCGCCCCGGCGGCCUUCCACCAUGUGCAGUCGCCGGUGGGCGAACACCAGUGGCACGAGGUGCCCAAGAAGCUACCCCAAGUGUCCGUGUCGACCAACUACUACAACCCGAAGACGAUCAAUGCCGAGCAGGAGCAUGCUCAGAAGCCUUUCGCUAACCAGGCGACACCAUCAUCUACGCCGACCGUUCAGACGCACCUGAGCUACUACUUCCCCAAGGAAGAGUCCGCUCCACAAUCGCACCAGGUCCAGCACUCGCCAACCUCCCAUGGCGGACAUCCACAUCAGGCGACCUCGUACAGCAACGUGCAGGCUGGAGGAACCACUGGUGAGCAGAUCGAAUAUGUCGUCCAAAAGGCUCCGUCCGUGGUGGACUCACCGGCCGAAAAGCCACUCCACAAGACGUACAGCUCGCACAUCAAGCAGAAGUACCAGAAGCAGCACCACCACCAGCAACCGCACGUGUUCAUCCAGAAGUACUUUGAAUUCCCGUCUUCGAAGAACCACCAGAAGAACGUGGUAACCGAGUAUCAUGGAACAGGGCACAACGAUACCACGGGUGAUCACCCGCAUACCUUACCGGAACCUCAGGCUUACGCAGCCCCACAGUAUCUACCUCUGCCACAACCCCAAGCGCUCCAGCAGCCUCAGCAACACGCGGUACCGACGGUGUCGGGUCCUACGGCUCAAACGCUCCACCAAGCGACUGGCCACCAGCACAACGUUCCCCAGUACCAUGUAAUGCAGCCGCAUCAUCACCAUAACCAUCACCAUCACCAUCCGGGUGCCCAGAGCUACUGGAAGUUUGGACGUCGCAACCAGGACAUUGUGAAGCCCGUCGUAGAGAACGUGCACGAGCAGGAACCAGCGCCGGAUAGCCAGCAUGCCGCGUCCGGAGCAGUGAUCCGUCAAGUGAAGCACACAACCGUGCUAGCCACGAGUGUCACCACCGAGACUCCAGUCCCAACGAAGGACUCCAAGGAUGCGACGACAGCUCAGGACCGCAUCGACGAACCGGUAGGAACGCAUCAGCAGACGGCAAACUCUACGGCCAGCACGCCGAACUCCGGUCCGACCAGAACUCCGAAGCAGAUUCAGAACAGCUGCGAACGACGCUGCAUCCAGAACACGGUGGCAGUCCAAACCAACGAGCCGGUUUGCGGAACCGACGGCGUUACGUACUCCAAUCGGGGAAAACUUCGCUGCGCCAGAACCUGCGGAAAAGAUGAUCUUGAAAUCCGAGCUUACGGCAAGUGCACACCCGGAAAGGCGUAA